Messenger RNA from Schizophyllum commune H4-8, 2078 nucleotides. RefSeq lists its product as uncharacterized. Lineage: Eukaryota; Fungi; Basidiomycota; Agaricomycetes; Agaricales; Schizophyllaceae. The transcript is spliced from 7 exons. The record is from RefSeq and is a predicted model, not a curated record. Bases 1 to 1713 code for a protein of 570 amino acids.
AUGGAGAAUAAGGCGCAAGGUGGGACAAAACGCUUCUCUCUAUCGAGAAUAGCCCAAACUAGCAAGCCAACCGCCGUCCUAUAUUGCGCAUACGACGCGCGCGAGGCCAUCCGCAUUGCUGCGACGCAAUACCAGCCGCGGCACAGAUGCCUCGCCAGCGCGCUGGCCCUAUGCAUCGCAAUGCCAGCCUCGUCCACUCCACCGAGGAACCAGGUCGUCCUCGAUCCUGCGUGUUCGAGUACCCUCGGCCAGACAUUCUACCCGCGGAAGUCCAUGGUACCCCGUCCGGUCCGCGAACGUUGCUGCUCAGCACAGGCUUUCCCAACGCAAGGCCCCGCCUGCCGGACACUGCUACUGAAAAUAUAUUCGAGGCGAGGCAUCGUCGCCGCGUCCCUCGGCGGACCACCUACAUGCUCCGUCAUGCCAACGUCCCCUCGCGCUGCAAGGUUCACCCAAGGUAUAGAACUGUGUCUCGCAGCGUGCACGACGUACCGUGAGACCGGGCCACAUCGACGCGGGGAGCCUACGCACACGCGCAGCGAGGGUCCGGUGCAGGCGCCUAACUGGGCGCCUAACGCUGAAUCGGGGGCGUUGAUAGCGUUCUGGGAGCUGGAUCCGUUGACGAGGUGCUUGGAAGCUAGGCAGAUGCCUAACUGCGCGAACCACGGAGGACGAUGUGGCCGAUGGCGCGAGGUCGAUGAGGUGGACCGGCUGAGGGGAAAGGGCGGCGAGGCAGGGCUCCUGUCGAUAUCCGCAUGCGGCAAGAUUCCAAGAUGGUUCCCGAGGCCUAUCGUCCAGCGAGGAGGUCGGAGUGAGACUGCGCGUGGCAAAAGCGGCGUCAGCGAUAAAUUCCAGACGUCAUGGGCGGCGGGGAUGCUGUUGAACGUGGGGUCGUGGAGAGCGCCGGCACAGGCGAUGACCGUGAGGCGGUGUCCCGCAGGGCGACUGGAGGUCGCGGCAUGCGGAGGGCGCAGCGGCGCGCCAUGGGCGCUCGAUCGAAACACGAGUGCGCGCCAUGUGAAGGGCGCAUCAGGCGGGGCAACUAUCACGAUGCCGGGAAAGCACGUCCGCUUCGCCGCCGCGGAGGACGCGCCCUCGCCGUCCUGGUCAACCAAGACCAUCGCACCUUCCCCCGCCUGGUCGACGUCAACCCUCGCGUCGUCCCCCCUACCAGCGGCGCCCCCGUCGCUCCCCCACAAGCUCUCCCCCUACGGCAACUCACCCCUACCUCCCAUCGAGCCCGAGCUCGCUGAGGAGUACGUAGCACCGAACCCCAACCUGUGCUACUCCCUCACCCCAUCUAUCUACUUCAACGUCGCGCACGACCCCGCGGUUGCGCUGCAGCGCAUGGACCCCGAAAUCGCCACCAUGCCCGCAACGUACCCGGCGCUGUCGCGACUGACGCUGGUUCAUCACCAGCUGCCAUGGCGAAUCGUCGUCACGCCACGAUCGACGAGACCCAACGCGCCCGUAACCAUUGGCGACAUCGUCGUCGCACUCGCGGAGGCCCUGACCAAGCCCGCAGAGGAGGCCGAGCUUCAGCGCGAGACCCCCGCGCGGCGGGUGAAGAUCACCGAGGCGUGGAAGGCGCGCUGGCGACGGCACGAAGACUCGUACGUCCGGCGGAUCGACUGGCUCGAGGGCUACACGAUCUUCAUGGGCAUGACGGCGACGCAGCAGCACGGAGUCUGGGCAUUCCAUAUGGGCCACUGAACGACGGCGACGCGCACCGAGACACGGACUCGCUACCUACCACCAUUUCCCUGUUUUUAUGGACCUCCGUCGCUAUCCCCCAUCCCCCAUCUCAUUACUCUCGAGGCCCACUCGCUAUCCAGUCCCCCCUCCCCCACUAAGUUAUUUAUCCCACUAUACGCGCGCCGCCCUCUGUAGCUCAUACCCCUCUCCUGCUCUGCUCCUGCCGAAACAACAAAUGUACUGUAUGAUUAUUGUUACUUACUACGAUACCCGCUCACGACCUUCACGACCGUAGAAUAUUUGCGACUCUGGGUUUUAGGAAGUCACUAGGAGAACAAAUGAAUUUGUCGACUGUACACUGGCGGGAUUCUGACUGAGGCAAA